AUGAAAAUACAUACCGGAGAAAAACCUUAUUCGUGUCACAUCUGUGAACAUAGAUUUAUAACAAAAAGUCUUUUGCAAAGGCAUAUAAAAAUACAUACUGGAGAAAAACCUUAUUCUUGUCAUAUAUGUGAAUAUAGAUGUAUUAGAAAUAGUCAAUUGCAAAUACAUAUAAAAAUACAUACCGGAGAAAAACGUUAUUCGUGUCAUAUCUGUGAACAUAGAUUUAUAACAAAAAGUGAUUUGCAAAAGCAUAUGAAAAAGCAGUCAAUUGCAAACACAUAUAAAAAUACAUACUGGAGAAAAACAAAUACAAUGUCACAUCUGUGA
Messenger RNA from Parnassius mnemosyne (clouded apollo), 327 nucleotides. The record is from the annotation of a GenBank genome assembly. NCBI's taxonomy places the organism in Eukaryota, Metazoa, Arthropoda, Insecta, Lepidoptera, Papilionidae.